AUGGCAAUCCGAAUUGGUCGCAAGGAGCGAUUGAUGGCGACAAUAGCCAUUUCAUUCUCUUUUUUCGUGGCCGAACUUACUGCCGGAUUUUACACACACUCUCUCGCGUUGCUCGCUGAUGCGUUCCACUAUUUGAGCGAUUUGCUUGGAUUUGUGGUGGCCUUGGUCGCUGUCAUGAAGUCUGAAGAGAAAGUUCCGCCAAAGGAAUUGACAUUUGGAUGGGCGCGUGCAACGCUUUUGGGCGCGUUUUUCAAUGGCGUGUUCCUUUUGGCGCUCGGUGUCAGCAUCCUUGUUCAAGCCAUCGAACGAUUUAUCAACGUGGCCGUCGUCGACCAACCGAAGGUCGUCCUGAUCGUGGGAUGCGUUGGCCUGGGACUGAAUCUCCUAGUCUUGUCGUUUCUUCAUGAACAUGAUCACGAUCAUGGUCAUGGCCACAGUCACGGUCACGGCCACAACCAUAAACACGCACAUGCGCACGAGCACGAGCACAACCAUGAUAGCAACCACAGGCAUGAAACCCUGCACGAGGAAGAUGCUGCCACAGCCACAAGAACAGGUGAUGGGACGGCGCCCGAGGCAGAGGCUCGGCCCACGUCGGUGAGUAUUCUGGCCCACCAAAUCAAGCUCGCUGAUCUGACAAAAGAAACAACCAAGGCAUCCAACAGUCACCACCAGCACAGGCAUGUAUCACUCUCGCCAUCUCGCCCGGGCAGAGACUUGGGGAUGCUCGGCGUUAUGAUCCACGUAGUUGGUGAUGCCAUCAACAACAUUGGCGUCAUAGCAGCGGCCCUCAUUAUCUGGAAAGGCCAUGGGGAGGCACGAUAUUAUGCCGACCCUGCCAUUGGCGUGUUUAUCUCUCUGAUGAUCUUCUUGACCGCUUGGCCAUUGACUAAGAACAGCGGCCGCAUUCUGCUGCAGAUUGCUCCUCACGAGAUAGAUCCUGAUAACGUGAAGCAAGAUAUCCAGAAGGUCGCUGGUGUUGAAUCUGUGCAUGAACUUCACAUCUGGCGACUAGAUCAGCGCAAGUCUAUUGCAUCUGCACAUGUUGUCGUUGACGGUAGGACCGUCCGAAGCUUUGCAGACACAGCAAAGACCAUCAUGGAAUGCUUCCAUGCGUAUGGAAUCCACUCGGCAACACUGCAGCCCGAGGUACUGCCUGCUCACCAGCAACGGCAAGCCCAAAGCUCCCCCGCGGCUUCGAGCCCUGAUACAACAACGACAACAACAACAACAACAACGCCGACUCAACAGCAGCGUGAUAACGGCGCUGAUUGCCAGAUAGAGGAGCGCAUUUCCGCGACAGCAAAUAGUUAA
Molecule: messenger RNA, 1314 nt
Organism: Trichoderma aggressivum f. europaeum
Lineage: Eukaryota; Fungi; Ascomycota; Sordariomycetes; Hypocreales; Hypocreaceae
Exons: 8
Coding region: 1-1314 (437 amino acids)
Biological process (GO): intracellular zinc ion homeostasis; zinc ion transmembrane transport
Cellular component (GO): membrane
Molecular function (GO): zinc ion transmembrane transporter activity
Source: RefSeq, a predicted model, not a curated record